AUGACUGGCUCUGCGUUGCUGGGCGAACCACCAGCGACACCUGACGAUAGCCUCAUCUACAAAGCGCUGGUGAUUCUGAAUGGCUCCGACUCCUUCCCGAACCCGACACAGUAUGCGGAUGCUGUCAAGCCUCCCAAUGAUUUUGACGGCAAUUCUCAGUUGUCCGCAGACGUUGCGCUGUUGAUAAUCGUGGUCUUGUCUACCGCAGCUCGAGUUUGGGCUCAGCGCUAUCGCAAAAAGCGCCAUGUCGCAUUUUGGAUGUCAAACGUUUUUUUAUUCCUGUCUACUUGCGCAGUCGGCCACAAUUGCCUAUGA
Molecule: messenger RNA, 315 nt
Organism: Talaromyces atroroseus
Lineage: Eukaryota; Fungi; Ascomycota; Eurotiomycetes; Eurotiales; Trichocomaceae
Exons: 2
Coding region: 1-315 (104 amino acids)
Source: RefSeq, a predicted model, not a curated record